This is a messenger RNA of Macadamia integrifolia, 1569 nucleotides long. Its product is annotated as G-type lectin S-receptor-like serine/threonine-protein kinase RKS1. The coding region runs from base 1 to 1569 and encodes 522 amino acids. The record is from RefSeq and is a predicted model, not a curated record. The transcript is spliced from 3 exons. NCBI's taxonomy places the organism in Eukaryota, Viridiplantae, Streptophyta, Magnoliopsida, Proteales, Proteaceae. Gene Ontology annotation, biological process: recognition of pollen.
AUGACAAAUCCUAUCCUAUCAUUAGUGUCUUUUUUUUUUUGUGAUUCAGUGGCUGUGAAUAAGAAGAAAGCAUCGAUCAAUGUCAUGUUCACUCCAACAUGGAUAUGCUUCCUUCUCCUCUUCCACUUCUAUAUCUCCAUCGCCGCCUCCGUUCCUUCUCCAACCGACACCCUAAAGCCAACUGAAUCAAUCACCGACGACAGGCAAAACAGGAAAAUCGUUGUCUCAGCUGAAAGCAAUUUUGCAUUGGGUUUUUUCAGCCCUGGAACUUCUAGUUACAGGUACGUCGGGAUCUGGUUUCAUAAAAUUCCUGAAGCCACCGUGGUUUGGGUCGCCAACAGAGACAACCCAAUCAACGAUUCCUCCGGAGUCCUUUCCGUAGCUCUAGAUGGGAAUCUCGUCAUCACAUCCAACAGCGAUCAGAGACAUCCUCUCUGGUCCACCAAUGUCUCCAUAAGUUCCAACACCACUGUUCUGCAGCUCCUGGAAACCGGAAACCUGGUUCUAUACAGCGGCGGCGAUAGGAGUAGGAUCCUGUGGCAAAGCUUCGACCAUCCGACACACGCAUUCCUUCCUGGCAUGAAAGUGGGGUUGAACCGGAGGACCGGUUUGAACUGGGUCUGGACAUCCUGGAAGUCUAAAGACGACCCUAGCCCCGGGAUUUACUCGUACAGAAUGGACACAAGGGGGUCACCCCAGACAAUCUUGUAUAAGGGUUCGGCCCCGCUCUGGCGAGCCGGUUCGUGGAACGGUCAAAGACUGAGCGGUGUCCCAGCGAUGAACCAGCCCUACAACUACCUCUUCACUGACGACUUCGUCAAUACCACCGACGAGCUCUACAUGACCUACAACGUUUACAACUCCUCCGUUUACUUACAAUUCGUGAUUGAUGAUUCCGGGACCAUCCUAUCUAUGAUUUGGGUAGAGAAUCGAUGGACUACAUUCUAUGAGUUUCCCAGCGAUAAGUGCGACUACUACGGACAGUGCGGAGCCUACGGGAGCUGUCGCAUACCUGAGGAGAACGCGGUGGAGUGCGCGUGUCUGCCGGGUUUCCAACCCAAGUCUCCGAGACAAUGGAACUUGAAGGAAUGGUCAGAUGGGUGCGUGAGGAAGAGAAACCUUGGGUGUGGCAAGGGAGACGUUUUCUCGAAGUUGGUAGGGGUGAAGCUUCCAGACACGUCCAUGUCCCUUGUCGACAAUAAUCUGAGUCUCAAGGAAUGCGAGCAACAAUGCUUGAAGAACUGCUCUUGCACUGCUUACGCCGCCGCUGAUAUAACCGGUGGAGGCAGUGGUUGCAUUGCUUGGUUUGACAACUUGACAGACAUUCGAUAUUUCACUUACAGCGGCCAAGAUUUAUACAUACGAGUUGAUUCAGUGGAGCUAGCUGCACAAGCAAGAACAGAUAAAGGAUUUCUUCACAAGCAGAGAGUGACGAUUCUUACUGUGUCUCUUGUUAUGGGUGUGCUUCUCUUUGGUGCAUGCGUGUACCGUUUGCUGAAGAAGAAAAAAGGCAAGGAAAAAAAAAGUAGUUUUCUUAAUGUUUUAAUAGCUUCACCAGUGGCUAGUUAG